Molecule: messenger RNA, 5727 nt
Organism: Symbiodinium natans
Lineage: Eukaryota; Dinophyceae; Suessiales; Symbiodiniaceae
Source: the annotation of a GenBank genome assembly
AUGUUUGAUGCACAGGCUGCAAGGUACUUGGAACAGCACGAGAAUGAUGAGGCACCGCUCACGGAUGAGGCACUUGAGGUGCACGUGCUUACAGAAGAAGGUGUUGCAGCACUUGAUCAGACCGCGACGGCAGGUAGAGUCACUUUCAGUCGGAAGUUGCAUUAUCUGCUUGCGAACUUGACGUCAGAGUCGGCAUUGCUUGUGGUUCGUCAGAACUACGACUCGAAUGGGUUUGAGACUUGGCGUCGACUUGUCAAGAAGUUUGCGUUGCCAGAUGCUGCGAGGCAUGUUUCACUUCUGACGCAGUUGCUUGACUUUCGGUUUGGGUCGCAUACGUUCGAGCAGGAUUUCAACACUUGGGAGACGAUCAAGACAAAGUAUGAGCGACAGACCGGCGCUGACUUGCCUGACAGCGUGCUUGUCGCUACGUUGUUGAAUAAGACUUCCGGUGCGCUCCAGCAGCACUUGAGGUUGAAUGCUCGGACCUUGACGACUUACGAAGACAUCAAAGCCACGAUAGUCGAGUACUAUCAGUCCAGGCACUUGAUCAUGAGCAACUCGUCUUCGUCGAAUCAAGGCCCAGCACCAAUGGACAUUGGAGGACAUGUUUCGGCAAAUUGUCCACUUGGUCGUGUGAGUGCGGUUGAUGAGAAUGCCACUUUGGAUGGCUCGUUUGAAGAUUGGUCAGUCGAUGACACUUGGCAAGUUGGUGACUUUGAGGAAGAAUGGUGGAGCGAUGACUUAGUCGCAGCGGUAGGACUUGGUUGGAGUGAUGAGGAAUGGUGGCCUGCAUGGGACGAUGGUUGGUCGUCCACUUGGAGUGAUUGGAACGACGACACUUGGAGUGUCGUGUCGCCACCACCUGCUGUUGAGAAGGCUACUUCAGCCCCGCCAUCGCAUGCUGCGGAGCCGAAGGCAACUUCGGGUGCCCCAGUGAGUGCUGUCACUUUGGGAACGCCGCCUGCGAGACUUUCCUCCGCGGCGAAGCCCAAGGCGACACCCAAGGCUACUUCGAAGGCCUCUGGACUUGCCAUUGCGGCAAUUACACUUGGGAGCAUGUUUGCUGGUACGCAGUCGUGUUUCGUUUCGCCAACUUGUGAUGCAUCGCUUGAUUGCAUGUUGAGUGGAAGCAUUGUGUUUGAUGGCUUUGGUCGCUCACUUGGUGCACGAAGUGAUGUGGCCACUUGGCAGUUGUCCCCUGUGUGCGACUUGCCGUUGAAGAAUGAAGCGAAUCAAACUUCGCUCUCGAAUCCGACUUCGUUGUCCGAUUGGGGUUUGGAGCACUUGAGUUCCACCUUCUAUGACCCCUACUUGGCCGAGCAUGAGGUUGCUGUUGCAUCAGUUGAGACAGGACUUGAGACUUGGAUCCUGUUUGAUUCCGGUGCUGCAGCAAAUUGCUGUCCCCCGGACUUUGCUCCGGACUUCCCGUUGUUGAAACUUGAAGAACGAGCACCUCCGCUUAAGAGCAUUUCAGGCCAGACUUUGCAGAUCUAUGGUCGAAAGCUUGUUGCCUUUGAGUUGGAUGGUCAGCGACUUUGGUUGAACUUUUAUGUGUGCGAUGUACCGUACAGUGUGAUUUCAGUCGCUAGACUUUUGCAGCAAGGAUGCAAGGCAGUGUUGACAUCUGAGGGAUCUCAGCUUGAAGGUCCCACGGGUGCAACUUUUCCUGUCACAAGACAUGGUUCACUUCUGUUCUUGUGUCCGACGCUUGCUGAAUUUGAUCCGAAUGAGUAUGCAGACUUCAGCAAAGGAUUCCAUGAACAGUUCGCAGUGAGACCUCCUCCUGGACUUGUUGCGCCGACCCUUAAGCCCACGUACUACCACGCGGACAGUUGGGUACUUGAUGAGGCCAACGCAACCUUGACGAGGCUUCACAAGCGUGGUCGAGCAACUUUGUUUUCUCCCGAAGGAACCAAGGAUCGGCCGGUUGAGUUGAAAGACUUGACAGGUGAACGUGUGACAGUCAUGAACUUUGAAGACGGUUCGUCUAAAACCUUGAAUGAUGAUUGGCGAAAAAGUGAUGAUCCCCGAGCAAAGCAGGAUAAGUACUUCAAGGGCAAAACCGUCUUCAAACUUGCUUCGAAACCAACAGGUAGGAGACUUGUAGGCAAGCAGUCAACUUUGCCCCGUCCUGAAGUUCAUGUUGAAAUGCCACCGCCUGUCCCAAGUUCUAGGACUUCAACCCAGAAACUUAGUCCAGAAGUUGUCCUGCGAGAUCAUGGUGAAUAUGCUGAUACUUUCCGAAAGCGAGUGUUUGACUUGGUGGCGGAUGAAGCAGUUGAUCCCAUGAAAGGUCUUGAGAACUUUGUGAAGAGAUCACUUGAUGAUGUGGAUCCACAGACCAAUGAGGCCUACACCCACGACACUUGGGUGCAGUUGCCAACCAUGUGGAUUAGACUUCACCGUCAGCCACGAAAGAACUUGUUCGUGCCUUCAGAGCGUUCCGAAGGCGGUCCGAACUUGAGCGAGUUAAGCAAAGCACGGGUUACAAUACAACUUGACGAUCAUGGGAGCAUGAAGGUUGAUGAAGACGAUUGGACACUUGAAGGUGCAGAUCGUGACGUUGUUGAACCCUUUGCUUGUGGUGGUGCGACUUGCUUUGAGAAGCGUGACUUGUAUGUCAAGGAGAUUCCCGAGGUGGCCGAACCUGACUUGUUUGAGACAUCGGCCCGGCGACCGAGAGGACUUCCUGCGCCCUCGGAGCCGACGCUCACGGAGCGUAAAGAGCAUGAACUUACGCACCUGCCUUUUCGUUCUUGGUGCCCGAUUUGCGUCCGUGCAAAGAGCAAACAGAACCACAGCAGGACUUUGAAAACGAAGCAGCCGGUCGUUCAACUUGACUACUGCUUCCUUGGAGAUAAUCCUGAAGAGCCCCAGGUUACUCUCCUCACCGCUGUGGACUUGCUGUCGGGCAUGGGACUUUCGUGCGUUGUUCCAGCCAAAGGCCGCUCUGUCUAUGCUCAGGCAGAACUUCGGAGAUACAUCCUUGAAAUCGGGCGCACUUUUGGCAUCUUGCAAAUCGACCCCGAACCCUCACUUAAGGCUUUGGUUGCUGAGUUCACUUCGGAGGUUGUUCACUUUCGCAAAAUUGGCAAAUUUCCCAAAUCGGACGCGGCUUGGGAAGAAGGACUUUGGCUCGGAAGAGACACAGAGUCCAACCAGCACUUCGUUGGGACACCCCAGGGUGUGAUAAAGAUCCGUUCACUUCGGCGUAGACCGCCGUCUGAGCAGCUCGACUUGGCACUUGUGCAGUCCCUGACGGCAACGCCCUGGGACCCUAGAGGCACAAAAGUUGAGACAGAUCACUUUGUCUUUCCACCGCAGCAGCCGAGACCUGGAGAGAACUUGGUUGAGCCACCAGACGAUCCGGAUGCCAUUCCGGAAAACUUAGGAAAUGCUGGUGACCUGGCGCAAGAACUUGAGCAAGACAUGUUGCGUGAGCUUCAGUCGACUUCGGAAACCCGCACGGCCGCCGACUUGCCAGUGCCUGAGGGACCGAUGGAUGCUGAAGAACUUGCAGAGAGGCAGGACAAGCGCAGUCAUGAGGAACCUACUUCCUCCGCUGAAAGAGCUUCCUCUGAGCCUGCGACUUCGCGAAGGCGCGUAGGCGUCACGACGGAGCGCAAGCGCGACACUUCAGAGGUCCCUGAAGCAGCGACGAAAGUGCAGCGCAUUUCGUCACUUGUCCGCUCGCCUGACCAGCAGAUGCGAAUUUUCGACUUGAGAAUUUCUGCCGUCACCACGAAGCAGGAACUUGAGGUUCCUGUGUGCGUCAACCAAGAUGAAACAGAGAUCUCACUUGCUGAGCGUUUGAGCAAUCCCUUGUUCUGGCAGUCGCCUGAAUUCACUUACGAAGAAGAAAAAGCUGGCAUGAACAAGGAAAUGAAAAGCAUGAUCGACUUCGACGUCUUCACGGAGCAGAAAAUGUCAGACCUGACGCCAGAGCAACUUGCGACUGUAAUAUCCACAAAGUGGGUUAAAGUUCGCAAAGGCGAUGGCACUUGUCGAUGUCGACUUGUUGUCCGUGGUUAUGACCAGCUCAUUGAUGAUCCGGAUGACACUUAUGCGUCUACGCCCAGCUUGUUGACGUUGAAGACCUUGUUGACUUUGGCGGCGCAAGGUUUCCAGUGCAUGAAGAGUGAUCCGAACCUUUACUUUCAUGCAGGUCGGAAGGUUUAUGUGUUGUGCUACGUUGACGACUUGAUGUUGUUCGGCGCAAAGAAGGACGUUGAUGCCAUUGUAGCUUCACUUCAGAAAGAGUUGCUCCUGCGUAUAACCGGUGAGCUUGUCGAAGGUUCAGAGGCUACUUUCCUUGGCAGAAAGAUGCGUCGCACGCCGACUUCCGUUGAGAUGUACAUGUCCGCGACUUACGUUGAAGGUAUGCUUGCUGAGGCUGGGAUGUCCACUUGUAAACCGGCUCCGUCUCCUGGCACGGAUGCGUUGAAGAAGGUUUCCGAGACUGCGGAAGCACUUAAUCCUGAGGAGCAUAAACGGUAUCGCAAACUUGUCGGUCAGCUCUUGUGGAUGUGCAACUUGCGCAUGGACAUCAUGUAUGCCGUGAAAGAGUUGUCGCGUGGACUUGCGUCUCCUACGACGGAUCAUUGGGCAAAGUUAAAGCACUUGCUUCGGUAUCUUGCAGGUACCAAGGAGUAUGUCCAAGAACUUCGCCCGAACAUCCGGUUGUCUGAAAAGGCUGCGCAGAAUUGGCGGUUGGUCCAACCUACUUUUCCAGCUGGUGAGACUUUGCUUGGCCUACGCGAUUUGGCGAUUGAAGAGGCGCAGCAUUGGACUUUGGAGAUGCAUCAGCGAGCCUUUGUCCAGGACACUUACGCCUCAUUUUCGACUUUCUCCAACUUUUGGCGACAUGAGGUCUUUAUGUCGAUACUUUUCAGUGGAUUGCAGAAGGAGAGACUUACAAUUCGGCAACUUCUGUUGAUUCCACGAGAUCCGAGAACCAACUUUCUGUUGGUGGUGCCGCUCUUGUUCGUGCUUUUUCCGGGACUUUAUCAUCCUGGUUCGAGGCAGUACCCAGGACUUUAUCAUUCAGUCCAUGGGCCUCCUUUGUACUUUACCUUCGAGCUGCAAUGGAUUACUUCAUUGGCAAUCGAGAUGCUGGGAGUCCACUUGUUUUCUCCUCAAGAAAUUAACUUCAUGCCGUGGACGUGUUACAUUGUGUUGCCGCGGUCGACUUGGGCAAGGCUUAUGCAGCGACUUGUGACACAAAGGGUGCUUGUCAUUACCCCAGCCGACUUGGUUUGGACUUCUGGGAUGUUGAAUGUAGGGUUCUCCCUACGAUCAACUUUACUAUUCACCAUAUUUAACUUUCAGUUUCAUCCUGGGAGAGCAGAGUAUCAAGAAUCAUUCGUUGCACUUGGCUUCAGUAUCUCUGGUCAAACUUUCGGUGCAAUGAUGUCUUCUGGAGGCAACAUAUGGAACAGACGAUACCGAGAUUACUUCAUCAAGCUGCCACUUCUGCAACUUUUCCACCCGGCGGAGAUCGCUACCCUGGUGUCGUUUACUUGCACAAACCAGGCACUUACUUUUGCAAGACUUGGGGAAAUGUACCACAACUUUAUCCAGGCGGAAACCCAUUUGUGGUUGGGCCACAUUCCACUUCACAAAGCGUGGCUGCGACCUGGAGAAGCUGAACUUGGUGACGACGAGACGGUUGAUCCUCACUUGGUUCGGAGGAUGAUGCAGUAUGACCUGCAUCGGCCCAAGCUUUGA